GUUCGCUGGAAGAUUCAUGAUCAAACCCCAUAGAGAGAGAGAGCUUAAGCACACAGCUCUUGUCUUACUCUCGGAUUCUGUCAAGGUUUAAGGCAGGGAGAGGGAGGACCUUCUGAAUCUGAUAGAGAGAAAGGAUAGGAUAGAUGGCCAGCUGGAUAUGGACGCCCCAUCCGCAGGUUGCUUCUGGAUACUGCUCAGAGUAUUAUAAUAAUAAGAAUAAUGGUCUUAUUUUCCAUAGUCGUCAUCAUCAUCAGACUCGCAUCCGCUGCUACUCCGAUUUUCAUCAUCACACUCCUCGCUCAAAUGCCACUGCCACUGCCACCAGAAGUCAUUCCCGCAGCAGAAUCUAUUGCAAUUCCAAUAAUAGCAGCAACAACAACCAACCAGAAAGAGCAGGAAUCCAGCUUUACAGCGAGAUCGAAAGAAUACUUACUGAGGCUGUAAAGCAAACUCAAGAUGGUUGGGGAGGCUCAAGAAAUUGGAUCGAAGUUGAGGGAGCAUGGGUUCUGAAACCAAGGAACACAAACCCAAGGUCCAUUGUACAUUUUGUUGGAGGCAUAUUUGUUGGUGCUGCCCCACAGCUUACCUACCGUCUAUUUCUUGAGCGCCUUUCAGAAAAGGGUAUUUUGGUGAUUGCGACUCCUUACGCUAGUGGGUUUGAUCACUUCUUCAUUGCAGAUGAAGUGCAGUUUAAAUUUGAUAGGUGUAUUCGGUUUCUACAGGAAACAGUACAAGAUCUUCCUACUUUUGGCAUUGGGCACUCUCUUGGAUCUGUCAUCCAUCUUUUGAUUGGCUCAAGGUAUGCUGUGCAAAGAAAUGGGAAUGUAUUGAUGGCAUUCAACAACAAGGAAGCAAGCCUGGCUGUCCCAUUAAUCUCACCUGUUCUUGCCCCAAUGGCCCAAAGCAUUGGACCACUUUUAUCACAGAUCGCAUCAUCGCCAACAAUUCGCCUUGGAGCAGAGAUGACUCUGAAACAGUUGGAGAACCUUAGCCCUCACAUUAUGAAACAAGUUCUUCCAUUGGUUGAGCAACUUCCUCCCUUGUACAUGGAUUUAGUGAAUGGAAGGGAAAAUUUUACCCCAAAACCAGAGGAAACUCGACGAAUAAUAAAGUCAUACUAUGGCAUUUCCAGGAAUCUUCUAAUUAAGUUCAAAGAUGAUACAAUUGAUGAAACUUCAGCACUAGCACAGAUUCUCACCUCAGAUUCUGCUAUUAGCACAAUGCUGGAUAUGUCAAUUCGUUUGUUGCCUGGGGAUCAUGGGCUUCCUUUGCAACAGGUUCUCCCAGAUGUUCCACCUGCAAUGGCAGAUGCAGUAAACCGGGGAGGGGAGCUUCUGGCAAAUUUGACUGUAGGGACACCAUGGGAGACGGUUGCCAGAGAAGUAGGCAACACGUUAGGUGUAGAAUCGAGGGCUUUUCGUGCAGAAAGUUCAAAGGAUCUAGACUUGCUUGUAGAUGUGAUCACAUCAUGGAUGGCUUCUAACACAGGUCCAAAACUUUUGAGGCCAUGAUAAGUAGGAGAAAGCCAAGUUCUUGAGCGAACUGAGACAAGACUGGGUUGAUAGACAAGGCACUGAAGACUUUUCUGUGGAAAUAUGAUUAAUACUCAUGGUUUACCAUAUAAAUACAUGUAUAUAAUUCUCGAGUGUGUUCAACAUAAGCCUGAUCCGAUGUCUGUUUACAUGUAUACCUCUCUUGAUGUUAUUAAAACUUGCUAGCUUGUACAUGAAUUAGAAACAUUUAUGAUCUACUAAAAAUGAGAACGAAAUCAUUAUAUUUUUGUU
Messenger RNA from Cornus florida, 1784 nucleotides. RefSeq lists its product as uncharacterized. NCBI's taxonomy places the organism in Eukaryota, Viridiplantae, Streptophyta, Magnoliopsida, Cornales, Cornaceae. The record is from RefSeq and is a predicted model, not a curated record. The transcript has 10 exons. The coding region runs from base 144 to 1511 and encodes 455 amino acids.